Molecule: messenger RNA, 1275 nt
Organism: Arachis stenosperma
Lineage: Eukaryota; Viridiplantae; Streptophyta; Magnoliopsida; Fabales; Fabaceae
Exons: 1
Coding region: 1-1275 (424 amino acids)
Source: RefSeq, a predicted model, not a curated record
AUGGAACUACCUUCUACCUCUACCCCUCAACCUUCAAGUUCUAGUGCCAUACCCUCUCAACCUCUACCCAACCCUAAGGGUGGCAUCAAUGCCAUUAGCUUGAGGUCCAGAACUCAAUUUCAAGAGAGGAGUCCAAAGCCAUCUAGCUCAAUAAUAGUCACUCAAUAUGAGAAUGUGAUUGAAAUAGAAAAAAUUGAAGAGGAGGAUGAAGCAGAAGAGGUAGUCGAAGAUGAAGUCCCUCAACCAAGGAGUGAAGUCUCUAAAGACAAGAAUGUCUUGGAGGAAGUUGCUCAACAAAUUCCGUUUCCUACAUUGGCAAGGAAAGCCAAGAAGCGUGUAGAGCUUGACUCCAAAAUGGUGGAGAUGUUCAAGAAAUUUGAGGUAACUAUCCCUCUCUUUGAUGAUAUCCAUCAAGUACCUAAAUAUGCAGAGUUUCUUAAGGAUUUGUGUAUGAACAAAUAUAGAAUCCAUGAGUUGGAAACUAUUCCAUUGGGGAGUUCUAUUUCGGCUUUAAUGGGAGUAAUAUCGGAAAAGUAUGGUGAUCCGGGCCCUUGUACCAUGGAUGGAGUUCAAUUCAUUGAUUGUAUGUGUGAUCUUGGUGCAUGCGUUAGUAUUAUGCCUCUUUCCAUUUAUCAUAUAUUGAAGCUCCCACCGUUGAAGCGGUCGGCGGCUAAGUUUGUCUUGGCGGAUAAGAGCAUAAUAACUAUGACGGGUAUUGCAGAAGAUGUUUUGGUAAACAUAAAGGGUUUGGUAUUUUCGAUUGAUUUUCAUAUCCUUGAGAUGCCACCUAGUGAAUCCAAAAGGACAUCGUCUAUCUUACUUGGGAGGCCAUUUUUGAGGACCUCUAGGUUCAAAUUGGAUGUCUAUUCGAGAACUUAUUCUUUUGAGAUCGACGGAAGAGUUCUAAGCUUUAGCCUUGAUGAAGACAUGACGCACCCACCGGAGGAUCAUUCCAUAUUCCGGUGUGACAUAGUUGACAAUGUUGUGGCCGAAGUACAUUAUGCAAAUCUAGAUGAGAAGAGUAUGAUUGAAGGAUCAAGUGUGGGGAGCCCCCAUGAAUGUGAAGAGAACACCAUACCCUUUCUGGAUCCACCAAAAGUUCAACUGGAAAGUCAAGAACAACAUGUAGAGUUAAAACCACUACCGCCCCACCUAAAAUAUGCCUAUCUUGAUGAAGCUCACAAGUUCCCGGUAAUUGUUGCAAAGGAACUCACACCUCAACAAGAGGAGAAGUUGCUUCAAGUGUUGAGGAGGAACAAAAGAGUUAUAGGAUAG